AGCCAAAAGUGUGGCAGUGGGAUGAGAGAGGCACAAGCAUUACUGACAAAAGUUGUGACACGACAUCACUUUCCACUUCGCAUAAAGACAUUGCUUCAGGGCCCCUAUUCUUAAGGCUCCGAGUUUUGUUCGACUGUCCUUCAUCAAAGAUUACUACACCGCCGCGCAGUCCCACUCUCGUGAAUGCGCCCGAGCUUUCACUGGGAUCCUUCGCUCAUUGUCGGGAGCCUCAACCCCAACUCCAACACAGGUCUUUGAAUCCCUCCACUCGUUGCAAGACUGAUGGCAUCCACAUCUGGCCUGACGCGCCGAAGAGGAGGAGGAGGCGGCGGCGCUGCCAGCGGUGCGAACGACGAUGACAGCCGCGUCAGCUCCCCCGUGCCAAAGAGGAACGACGAUGGCGAUCCAAGAACAGGCUACGUGAACUCGGCGAACGGCGAAAGAGUCGCAUACGAUCCGCGAGACAUCAGCGAAAAUGCAGAGAGGAGCAAGCAGCCGAAGUUGACGCUCAUGGAGGAGGUCAUUCUUAUGGGCCUGAAGGAUAAACAGGGAUAUCUUUCUUUCUGGAACGACAACAUUUCAUACGCACUGCGAGGAUGCAUUGUCAUAGAGCUGGCAUUCCGAGGCCGCAUAGCCAUGCAGAAUGACCCUUCACGGCGGCGCUUCCCCCUCGCUGAUCGUAUUAUUGAAGUGAGCGACGCUACCUUGACGGGUGAGGUGUUGCUUGAUGAGGCAUUGAAGAUGAUGAAUACAAGUGAGAAGAUGAGUGUCAACUCAUGGAUUGAUCUCAUGAGCGGAGAGACAUGGAAUCUCAUGAAGAUAGGAUAUCAGCUCAAACAGGUCAGAGAGAGAUUGUGCAAGGGCUUGGUUGACAAGGGAAUUCUUCGCACAGAGAAGAAGAACUUCUUGCUGUUCGACAUGGCUACACAUCCAGUCGCCGACGGAGGCGCAAAGGAAGAAAUCCGGAAACGUGUCCGCAACGUCCUCACCAACCGCACAGUCGUUCUCCCACCCAGCCAAUUCCUACCGGAGGAGAUGGAGUUCCGUUACAUUCGAACAGUUACCAUGGUGUGUGCGGCUUAUGCUGCAAAUGUGCUGGAGAACGCCCUUACAACGCUCGGGCACGAAGCACGUGAACGUGCCUUUGCUCAAGUAGAUGAGAUGUUGGCAGAAUACUCUCAGUGGCCUUUUGCUCGUCGCACCGGUGGAUCUGGAGGCAUAGCCGCCAACUUGGGCCAGGUCAUUAAUGAUGAAAUAAACAAGAACAAGACUCCAAAAACAGAGCUGCAGCUCGAGGUGGUCGCGGCUUGUUUGAGUGUCUUCACUAGGCUUGAUUCCCUCCUAUGAGUGCGUCUUGAUUUGGUCACUAACAUAACUUUUGAGGAAGACGUGGUGGUUUGCUCUCUUUUCUUUAGUAUAUGGGUCUCACCGCCAAUUGAUUUACGGUGGAGAUAGAUGGUAACCUGUAGAGUAAGGACGAGUGCGCAUCUCGAGAGAAACAUCAUCGUCCGAAUACUCAAGGCAACCGUUCGGGACAGUAUACCUUCCGUUGAUAUCUCUAGCGUUUUCUCUUCACGACAGCUUGUCAAAGGGUUCAUGGCGUCCUGGCCCAUUCUUCCAGGCUGUAUUAGCAAGCGUCUCUUUCUCUUAUCAGGGAUGGAUUAAUGUCACAAAAAGGUCGACUACACAAAAUGCACUGUAGUAUGUAAAAUGCCAUGUUUACUUUUGGAAGACUACCAGUUGUUGUUGUUGUUGUAGUUGCGACAUUUACUUAUAUUUCUCGUCCACUUAUCGGC
Molecule: messenger RNA, 1796 nt
Organism: Aaosphaeria arxii CBS 175.79
Lineage: Eukaryota; Fungi; Ascomycota; Dothideomycetes; Pleosporales
Product: vacuolar protein sorting-associated protein 74
Exons: 4
Coding region: 283-1347 (354 amino acids)
Biological process (GO): Golgi organization; Golgi vesicle budding; Golgi to plasma membrane protein transport
Cellular component (GO): Golgi cisterna; trans-Golgi network; cytosol
Molecular function (GO): phosphatidylinositol-4-phosphate binding
Source: RefSeq, a predicted model, not a curated record